AUGCUGGAGCAGAUUACUGGACCGCUGCAGGUCAGCUUCGUCAAAAUCUUCGCCCUGUUUGCCGUCUCCUGGCUAGGUUGGUUUGUCAUCUCAACCCUUAUCGCAUACAACAAACUACGACAUAUUCCUGGGCCACCGUUGGCAGGUUUCACGAAUUGGUGGUGGAUCAAAGCUGCAAUCUCGGGGAAAGGGCAUCUGGCCCUGAAACAGGCUUGCGAUCGCUAUGGAUCCAUUGCCAGAAUCAGCCCGUCAAUGGUGGUGACCUCGGAUCUGGAUUUGUACCGUAAAGCAAAUGCGCACAGGAUAAAUGACUACUCCCGCGGGCCAUGGUACAAGGCGUUCAAGAUGGACGCCGAGCGAGAAAACCUUUUCACCGAACUGAACGACGAGAAGCACUCUUUGAUGCGUGCAAAACUGUCUCCUGGGUACUCGGGCAAGGAUAACCCUGAGUGUGAGCCUAGUAUCGACCAGAUGGUCAUGGACGUCGUGCACUUGAUCAAACGGAAAUACCUCUCGGUGGGAUGCAACAUCAAGCCGCUCGACUGGGCCCAGCUAGCACAAUACUUCACACUGGACGUGAUCACAUAUCUCUCCCUCGGUGAGGCAUUCGGGUUUGUCUCUGACGACACUGACAAGUAUACUUAUGUGAAGUCCAUGGAGGACAACUUCCCUAUCAUGAAUGUCUUCUCGGCAGUGCCGUUGCUGUCAGCCAUCGCCAGAAUCCCGACAGUACAAGCCAAUCUUGUGCCUUCACCCAAAGAGAAGACUGGGUUAGGGAAGGUCAAAGCAGUUGCUCGCCAGAUCAUAGCCGGCCGUUUCUCCGGUGAGAAGGCAGGACGCUACGAUAUGGUAACGUCGUUCAAGAACCAUGGGUUGUCAGAACUCGAGAUCUCGGACGAAUCCCUGUUCCAACUCCUGGCCGGCUCUGAUACAACGGCAACCAUCGUUCGCACCGGAUUCCUCUCAAUCCUGGCAAAUCCACACAUAUACCGAAAGCUCCAAGCCGAGGCAAUGGCGACAGAUAUACCAUUGGACAGGAUCAUCUCCUACGCUCAGGCCCUAAGACUGUCCUACCUGCAGGCUUGCAUCAAGGAGGCUCUGCGCCAGCACCCAGCGGCAGCAGGCUUACUCCCUCGAGUUGUCGGCGCACAAGGUGAUACGCACAAUGGCAUCUACCUCCCUCCUGGGACUGAAGUCGCCUUUUGCGCUUGGAAUAUGCAUCGCCAUAAUACAGAAGUAUACGGUGCUGAUGCAGAAAUCUUCCGACCUGAGCGCUGGCUGGAGGCAUCUCCCGAGCGCCUAGCUGUCAUGGAAGAGGCACACCAUCUUGUCUUCGGCAAUGGCAGAUUCCGCUGCAUGGGCGAGAACAUUGCAAGGUUAGAGCUGAACAAGAUCUUCUUCGAGAUGAUCCGAAGGUUCGACUGGAGCCUGGUUGACCCUGUAAACCCGAUUAAGAAGAACACGAAUUAUGGACUGUUUGUGCAGAAGGGCAUGCUUGUUAGGGUGAACGAGCUGGAAAGCUGCUGA
Molecule: messenger RNA, 1527 nt
Organism: Cladophialophora psammophila CBS 110553
Lineage: Eukaryota; Fungi; Ascomycota; Eurotiomycetes; Chaetothyriales; Herpotrichiellaceae
Exons: 4
Coding region: 1-1527 (508 amino acids)
Molecular function (GO): monooxygenase activity; heme binding; iron ion binding
Source: RefSeq, a predicted model, not a curated record